AUGCGCUCACCACGCCGCGACCUGAUUACCUCCUCACCAUCGCUACUACGUCUGGCUGUCAUUGCUCUCACAAUCAGUCCGACAUUGGCAAAUCCGCUCAUUCCAAAGGAACUCGGCAUUGGUGGCUUGUCAUUGAAUUCGCUGUUCGGAAGAGGCAGUUGCGAGACUCCUUGCGGGUGGUCUGGUCAGCUUUGCUGCACUGGCGGAGAGUCAUGUUAUACAGAUGCGAGCAACCAAGCACAGUGCGCAUCAACAACGGCGCCUGCAAAGAGUGAAACCACAGGAUACUGGAAAUACUGGACAAGCACCUGGAUCGAGACAGACACCGUCACAAGAUACAGUACUGGAAGUUCUUGGUGUGGUGAUGCUACAUCCACCGCUGCCGUCGUUGGUGGGGGCGGUGCAGCUACCUCAGUCUGGGUAGCCCCUUCCUCUGUCGCUGCAUCGCCAACUGCUUCGGUUACGUGUAAUUGGGACAGUGGCCAGUCAUCUUGCGGCAACAUCUGUUGCGCAAGCGAUCAAUACUGCUUGACUUCUGGUCAAUGUGCAGCAGCCGCAGGGGCAGGCACUUCCAAACACAGCUCAGGAAGCUCAACUGGUAUUUCUCCCGCCAUCCGCCCAACAAGUAGCACUUUGGUAAUCGUCACAGCAACUUCAUCCCCUACGACGACGGUCCCGUUCCUCGCGCCUGUUGCUACAGGCGCCAAUGUCACCCUUACCGGAGCAGAAGCUAGUAACUCGCAUGGUCUUUCUGGCGGCGCAAUCGCCGGCAUUGUGAUCGGUGUCAUUGCCGGCCUCCUCUUGCUCUCGCUUCUCUGUCUCUUCUGCUGCGCUCGAGGCAUCUGGGUCCUUCUCUUCGGUGGCCGCAAAAAGAGACGUACAGAACGUACCGAAGUCAUCGAGUCCCACCAUCACAGAGCCUACAGUGGCGCAGGAGGCGCAGCCUAUGCUGGCAGCCGUCCAGACGAAAGAAGAUGGCCUGGCUCCCAAGCCCCUCGCAAAGAGAAAGGAAGAAGCAAAUUCACCGAGAUGCUGGGCAUUGGUGCUGCACUGGGCGGCUUAGCCGCUGUCCUCGGUUUGAAGAGAAAGCAUGAUCGCAGAAGAGAUGAAAAGAGCGAUUACAGCAGUGCUUUUACGGACGCCACCUACAGUGACUACUAUACCAGUGAGAACUAUAUUGAGCCAAAUACUGAUCCCAUCAACAGGCAGUGCAAGCUCCGACGACAGACGUACGAGAGGUGGAGACACGAGACGCCCGUCACGCCACAGAUGAACGAGAUUGAUACGACAAACAUGGGACUGUGA
This is a messenger RNA of Aureobasidium subglaciale EXF-2481, 1305 nucleotides long. RefSeq lists its product as uncharacterized. The record is from RefSeq and is a predicted model, not a curated record. NCBI's taxonomy places the organism in Eukaryota, Fungi, Ascomycota, Dothideomycetes, Dothideales, Saccotheciaceae. Bases 1 to 1305 code for a protein of 434 amino acids. The transcript is spliced from 2 exons.